This is a messenger RNA of Gallus gallus (chicken), 7382 nucleotides long. RefSeq names its product leucine rich repeat containing 34 (gene LRRC34). Gene Ontology annotation, molecular function: protein binding. The record is from RefSeq and is a predicted model, not a curated record. The coding region runs from base 1891 to 3147 and encodes 418 amino acids. NCBI's taxonomy places the organism in Eukaryota, Metazoa, Chordata, Aves, Galliformes, Phasianidae. The transcript is spliced from 14 exons.
UGGUGUCUUUGCAAGCCUCAGACAAGGGAAAUGCUGCAGUAGGUCAGAUCAGAAAAGUCCUAUCUUAGCAAUGAUCUGAAUCUUUCUGCAUUCAAGACUAAUCCAUUAGCUUUUAAAACACUUUGUGGCAUAAGCUGUUCUUAUUCUUACCCUAAACAUGGAGGAAAUCUAUCCAGGGAAGCAAAAACUGUUAUUAAAAGCCACAGGACAGCUUCUAGCUAGGAGUAGACUGCCCUCCUUUGUGCCCAAAAUCUGUUAGAAAAUGGACCAACUUGGGUCAUGUAAGUGGCUCUUCUUUUUAUGUUUGAUGAUUUCUUAUUUGGUGUUUUAUUGGAUUUGCUUACACAGAACCAUAUUCUGGCAUACUCAUUUAUGUCAUGGAACAUCUUAACCCACAUGUGAGCUCAAAGACUGCACUGGGAUUAUUCAUUCGUAAGGUAUUUUAGGAAGUAAAGAUAUUAGAUCUGCCCACUGAGUGAGGAGUCUUAGAGAAAUCCUGAGGGAUAAAGUACUGCUCAAUUAGCUGUGAGUUUGUCUACACACUGCAGCAAUCUCCUGGAUGUGAGGCACAAGAGAAUAAUCAGCUGGCGCUUUUCUAGCCUGCCCAGACCCCUUCAGCAUGUUUUCCCAUAGAGAUGCAGGUCAAUACUCAGCCUUCAGUCUGGGUGAGCCCUCUAACACCAACCGCUGACUGGUUGAGUUUAUAAGCAGCAGCUAACCACGUUGUGCUGAUACCUCUCCAUUGUUCAAUCCGUGAUUUCACAUGAGGGUCUCCCUGGACUUCCUGGUUUCAGUUUCAGUUCCACCGAAAAGAGCACUUGGCUCCCACAAGCUCUGAGGAAUGUGAGAUCAACCAGCUGUCACUGUCAGAGGUAGCAGUGAACUGCUGCAAAGUGGGAUUGGUUAUUUUCUACAGAUUUCCUCAACCCCUGAAGUGAAGCAGAGAGCCCCUGCUUCAUGCAGUGCUAACAAAGGAGCCUUUCAAACUGUUAUUCAAGGCGGGAGAGUUAUUGUAAUGUGGAAACGCUAUCGCCUCUGUUUCACAGCAGCACACCAACCCUGUCUUUCAAUCACUUGUGUUAAUGGGACUUUCCUUCUCAAAUUUGCCCUUGGUCCACCUGGAGAAACGAUCCUCUGUCUGUAAUUUGGGAACCUCUGUGAAUCACUCCUCUCUCACUUGAACCUCUCUAAUUCAGAGUGAGAUGGACUUCACUGUUAGUUUGAUGUCUCCCUUGGGCUCCUCAUUCUCAUCUCCAGACCACGGUAAGGACGUAUUGUUAGCAUCCUCUCCACUUGCUUUUUAAAAUUCCCUUCCCAGUCCUUUCCCCACACAUGAAUCCAUCAUGCCUGUUCUGCCAUGAAAAUCUUUUACUAAAUCAUUUUGGUUAUCCUGUCUGUCAGUCUUCCCAGAAAUCCCCCUUCCAAUGUUUUCCUCCUCAGUAGCCUCUGCUGUCAAAGCAGCACCAGCUUCCUAGUGAGAUGCAGAACCAAAACUGAGGAAUCCCACCUUUCUGCACUUAGUAGUCCCCAGUUCUUUCCUCCCGAGAAGCACAUUGGUGAGAUUCCUGUGUCAACAGAUUCAAGAUCUGAACAGAAAUAAGAUCCACACCCUGGAUGCAGAUGUAGCCCCGGAGCUCAGAAGAACAUGGCCUGGAGGUGGAGCUCUUGGGAGAGCUGUCUUGUUUUUGAUGCAUUGGUUCUACGGAGAUGCAGCUCUUAUUUUCCAGCUUACAUGAUGAAAAAAGCACCCAACUCUGACAGCAGUUCCUCCAGUCAGUAUUCGUCUUUAUGAUUCAGCACAAAAGUCGAGUACCCUGAUACUGGUUAGCCUGGUGAAGGACCUGUGUACUUUGUGCAGUCCGGUGUUCCUCAGAUAAACAUGGGCACGUCAUGUCUGUUCCUCCAGAUCUUCGUCAGCAGUAUUUGCAGACUUGCCAAAACCUGAGCCAGCCUGAAAAUCACUUUGUUGCUCGUGUGCUUCAAGAAGCUGAUAAAAGUGAUAACGUCAGACAGGCAAAAGGGAUCACCUUAAAAAUAGCUGGAAAUAAUCGCUUAGUGCCUGUGCAGAGAGUUACAGAUGAAGAUGUUCAAGUUCUUGCCUCUGUCUUAUGCACUGCUGUAUUUGUCACCGGUUUGGAUCUGAGAUACAACAUAUUGACUGAUGUUGGAGUAAGGCACGUGGCAACGUUCCUCCAGGAAAACUCAACUCUGCGAUACCUUAACCUGAUGUUUAAUGAUAUUGGCACGAGUGGAGCUGAGCUGAUAGCAAAUGCUCUCCAUAGCAAUGAAACCCUUCUGCAUUUGAGAAUGACUGGAAACAAAAUAGGCAAUAAGGGUGGAAUGUACUUUGCUUCGAUGCUCCAAGUUAAUUGUACCUUAGAGAAGUUGGAUCUUGGAGACUGUGAUCUGGGUACACAGUGUCUAAUAGCAAUAGCAUCAGUCCUGACUCAGAACAAAGCAGUCAAAGCAAUAAACCUAAAUCGUCCAUUGCUGUACAGCCAAGAGGAAGAGACCACAGUCCACAUAGCUUUGAUGCUGAAAAAUAAUUCUUCUCUUGUGGAACUACAUUUGUGCAAGCACGAAAUUAGAAGCCUCGGUGUAAAGCGACUGUGUGAGGCUCUGUAUGAAAACUGCAGCCUGAGAUACCUUGAUCUGAGCUGUAAUAAAAUAACUCGUGAUGAUGUGAAAUUUUUGGGAGAGCUACUGAAACAGAACCAAACUCUGGAAAUCCUGGAUCUUAAUUCAAACCGAAUAGAAGAUGAUGGAGCUAUCUACUUGAGUGAAGCUUUGGCUUUGUACAACAGGACUCUUAAGGCGUUGUCAGUAGUAAGCAACAAUAUACGUGGCAAAGGGCUGGUAGCUCUCUCACAAUCAAUGAAAAUAAAUAUGGAACUCUCCUAUAUUUAUAUCUGGGGGAACAACUUUGAUGAAGCUGUUAGUACGGCAUUUUCAGAAUUAAUUCAGGCUGGCCGCUUGAAACCUAAUUGCACAGAUGUGGAACCCUAUGAAGUGGAUGGGCACGUUCACCUUGCAGAGCUCUCCCACGGCCUUAAGAAGCAUUACUACUGGACACCAAGUUAUGGGGAGGUGAACAACACUGCAGCUAAUGCCAGUCUGGCAAUUGCAGCUGUUUCAGAAUAUUUGUAAGGCAGGUCUCAAGGAUGAAAAGACUCCCUACAAAAAUUCCACAUUUUCCCCUAUUCGUCUCUUAAAGAAGUUACCAAUAUUGUUAUACACCAUGUACCUCCAAAAUGAACUCAUUAAGCCUAAGAAUUAAUGUGCAGCUGAUUUCCAUGCAUCUAUUGGUACAAGGUACUGUACAGACCUGCUUCUUCGGGCCCUAUAGCACCCAGCCUGAACACUCCUACAAUUUUAAUAUAUAUCUCUUUCUAUAUAUAUUUAAAAUCUAUAUUCUAUUAAAUGAAUACAGUUGAUAGAGAUCAUACCUCAGCAGCUGAGAUAUCUUCACAAAAGAUGAGGGUAAGAAUUAAGAUUCUCAGAUGAGGACUGAAGAGUGCAGUUCACUAAAUUAUUGCUCCAAGUCAAAAUUACGAGCCUGUGUAUUCUACUAAGAAGGUUAAAAGUGCUGUCUUGUAAAAAAUAAUGAUUAUCUUCUUGUCUAUAAAGAAAACUAAAUGACUACGAAAGCAAGUGGUACUGAUAUAAGUAUCUAAACAAAUCCUGUAUAAAUCUAAGUACUGUUUUAAAAAGUCUGAAAAUCUAAGAAUACAGCAAUAAGCUAUUAUUUUAGAAAUAUAAAAACAGUCCAAACAAACACUGUUAUGGAAUGCAUUUUCUAAGUAGGAAUGUAGUUACUUCUUCCUAGAGCAAAAUAGCUCUUGUCUUUUAUUCUGAAUUUUACAUUAAUCCUCAGAUAACCAUAGCGUAUCAUUAGUUUAUCUUCCAGAGUUGGUUAAACAUGAAACUUAUCAAUCAUACAGUGUUGCACUUUAUCAAUACUCAUGGCUAAGUCUGUGUCUAUCCCAAGACUCCUCCUUUACUUUCAGAAAGUAAAGAGGAAUCUUAGAACAAGGUACACAAAGUGUUCACUUUUGUUAAAUGAAGUCAGGAUUCUGAUCUUUGUGGUUCUUGAAAGCUAAUUAGCUACAGAAUCCUUCAGCUCCUACAUCAACAACAGAGACGUGGAAGAAAAAAAAAACAUAGGAGGAGCAGUAGUGGGGAAAUGCCAAACAAAAUCUGAGAACUUCAUCUGUUGCCCUGUGCCAGCCUUAUGAAGGGCAGCAGCUGUACGUCAGUGGUGCAGUAUGGAUAAGCAAACAAAUUAAACAUCAAGAAGUAUGGCAACAAUUAGUAAACAAAGUGACAAAUGCCUGCAUUCAACUGUUUCUGGGCCACUCCAUGCUGCCUGUGGUAGAUUUUAUCAUUAAAUUGGCUGUAUAUUAUGAGUUUAAAUAUGAUCAAGAAUCAGAGUUCUGACCAUGCCCUGUACACAAAGAAAGGAAAGAUCUGUUACUUCACGAAUACAAAUGUGGAAAAAAAAAUCUAUAAUCAUGCUCAGGAGUCAAAGGACCAUUUGUAGAAUAUUUAAAUGAAAUCCUCCAAGAACUUUUUCACAAGGCUGUUUAAUUAAGGUGCAGAUUAAUUUCUACUCCAUGUAGAACACAGUUAGUGAAGAGGUAUCUCCUAUGCCCUCCUAUUUAUCAAUAUCUGGACACAAGGCAUCAGUGGGAAUAAAAUGCUAGCACCAAGGAAAUAACAACAAAUUAUACAUUUAAAUGUAUUGACGGUACAGUCUAAGACUGUUUCCUUACUAUUUGAUGAUGACUUAGGUAAUGCUUGUAUCACGUUAAUGGCACAAACUGGUAAAAUGGAGCAUUAAAAAAAAGUACUCCUACUCAACCAGUCUUUAAUGAUCCUACAGAGAGCCUAAAAAUGUUUUGUUUAAAAAAAAAAAAAUCUAAAUUGCUAAUAGUAAAACAUACCUUUGCAAAAGUCUUGCUAGAUACCAGUUAUGUGCAGUUACUGUGGCUAUGCAACAUGAAAGGUAAAUUAAUACAUAAAUACUUCAGUUGAAACAAAUCCCUGCCUGGAAUAAUAUUGAUCUGCUCUGUUGUGUUCUUCCUCAGUGCCCCCUCAUGUAGCAGUCAUUUAGUAUUUUCACAGUGAAGGGCAGCAUUUGUUCCUUAUUUUGUACCUACUGUCUAGCACCACUAGAAGCACAGAAAUGAUUAUCACAAAGCUAUGGUUCACACAUCACAGUUCAGUCAAUGCAUGUUUUUACCUCAUCUACAACAUUGUUCUACCUCUUCUGGUGAGCAAAUGCUGCUGCUUGUGCCAAAUCCAGGACAUUUGAGACAUAUGAAAAAAACACAUCUUGGACAAGUUACAACACUAGAUUCACUUUAAAAACGAGUGACUUGGUGGAAAGAAUACACAGUAGUAUCUAUGCUGUCAGAACUCUCUGGGUUACCAUGAGAAAGAAACUCUCCUUUACCUGCCCCAUCAGGGACCUAAACACAAAGCUUUCUUUCCCUCUGGUCAGCUGAAGAUGGACUGCUUCUCACAGACAGCAGUAAUUCUUUGAGAGGACCUUGAGCACUGGCCUACCUGCCAUCACAUACCAUUACGUGACCUCAGGGUGCAGAAGUACAAGCUUUUUAGCACAUUCCAAUUAUGACUUUCUCCUUUAAAAAAAACAACAAAAAAACACAACUCUGGACUGACACUUUUAAACUACCAAAAAUGUCUUAAAUUGUCCUCAACUCACAGAGGGACUGAGGCUGGAAGGAACCUCUGGAGGUCCGGUAUGGUCUCCUGCUCAAGCAGGGCCACCUAAAGCAGGUUGCCUGGGACCACAUCCUGGCAGCUUUUGAAGAUCUCCAAGCAAGGAGACUCCAGCAACCUCCCCUGGCUGCCUGCUCCAGUGCUCAGGUGAUACUGUCAUACACCAGCUCACCAGGAACAUAGCAGGAGAUCUCCAAAAUGCAUUAGAGUAUUUAACAGAGAAUCCUUAAGGCGGGCAUUGCUGCACAUCAUGUAUCUCUUGGAAAUAAGUGUUAAUUGCAAACAGAAGGUUGAUUGCAGAUUAGCACAAUUCAACAACAACACUAACAAAAAAAAGACAGCACGGUACAAUGGAAACGCCUUACAACUGUCUUUACAGAGAGAGGGGAAAAAAAACAAGAAAAAUUCAGAAAGUGACUGCUUGAUUGAUUACGUUCAUCUUUACCAAAGGUAUGUGAGUUCACUGCUGGAUGACCUGGUUGGCUCUGCAGCGUCAGUAUAAUUGCUGCAAGAAAAUAAACUGAGGUUCUGAAUAUCCAGUCACAGCAGAUCUCAGUAAUGUUUCUGAUGAUGGGGACUGACUACCUGCCACUGGAAGAAGCAUCUGAUGGUCUUCGGUACCAAUGGGAAGAGGAAGCGGUAAAGACAUCUCCGAGGGUUUCACAUCUACAGACUCUGAUAAAGGACUCUUCUGACUCUGAAGGGAUUCUUGUUCAUUGAAAGAAUUAUCAAGUGUGUUGCAAUCAGGGGGAGUUUCAGAUCCUGGCAAGAAAAAAGAAGAGUUUUCCCAAACAUGUAUUUGCCCCAGCAAUCAGCAUAUGGAAAAACUUAGCAAAUGAUGCAGGAAUUGGUAUUAGCAAGAACUGAGGAAGACUUGUUCUCAGAGAACGUGAGCUAACUGCUAUGAGAAAUCUUGCUACAGAUGGCAGAACUACAAGAAAAAGACAGCAGAAGUGUCUUUACAUGGAAGAAUAGAAAUGAGCGAAUGGACAAAUGUCUGCCGCUGAUGAGCCAAUAGCUGAUGCUGCUUCUGAACAUUUCUCUACACAAAGAACUUACCUGUGUGAACUUUUGUUUUGUGCUUCUUAAGGUUUUUUAUAUCUGUGUAAGAAUUUCCACACAGUUCACAAAUGAAUGGUCUUUCACCUGAAAAAGUGAGUGACACAAUAAUCUUAAAAUUGAGAGAAGACACAGUUGCUGAUGUAGGAUAAUGGAUUUCUAAGUUGUAUUUUAAAAUUGCAUCGUUAUAACUGUAAGCUGAUUUGUCUGUGCCUUUAUUCAGAGUAAGAUUGUUUCCAGAAUAGUAGAUUAAAACAUAGAAAAAAGCCUCAAUGCCAGAGGUAAAGCCCUGAUCGUACAUCAACACUUACGCUGUUACAUGCAGACAUGUCUGGAAUAGGCAAUUAAAAAAAGUCACAGACAUUUUCUUCAAAUUAUUUUCAUGCUGAAAUACAUAAAUUCAGAAAGUACUACUUUUAAGUGCAGCACAAUAUGGUGUAUUUUAUAGGCAAAAGGGAAGAAGUAGGAUAUUAUUUACUGUGCAGGAAGCAACUUGUCUGGAAACUGACCUGUAUGGGACCGAAAAUGUUUAUUGAGUUCUCCAGAGGAAAUAAAACUCUUUCCACAAAUGCCACAGA